GGUCACCGCCUCUACAGGCCCAAGAUGGCUGGCACGAGUAUGUGACCCUAAAAAGAUGGAGUCUCCUGCCCUUUGCCACCAUCCUCCUGUCCAUCCAUCCCACACUAACUGCAGUGGUGACUUCAAUGGCUGACUGUCCUGGGUUUCUUCUUUUGGAAAAAACACCAAAUGUCCCCGACGUCUUGCAGGAAGGGACGAUGCUGGACCAGAACCGAUAUAAAGUCAUUUGCCAAUGUCUUCCGCGAACUUCAACCACAUCUGCCCCUCCCACUGCCACAACUAGCUUUCCCUCUUCCACCUUCCCUACCACCUUGAGCACCACUUUAUCUACAACUACAGACAAAACAACAACAGUCCCAACAACCACAACAACAACCACCACCACCGCCCCCACAACAACAACAACAACUACAAAGAAAAAGAAAGACAAUCCUGAUGAUAACAAGGGUGGUGAAGGUGGAGAGGGAGGUGCUUUAGGAGGUGGUUUAGGAAUGGGUGCUUUAAGAGGUGGUGGAGGAGGUGGUGGUAAUUUGCAUACAACAGUUCCUGCUACUCAAAAUGCCACUACAUCUGGCCAUGUAGCUACCACAACAAGAAUUCCUUUAACUGCUGCUAUCCCCAGUGUUGCCACUAAACCUACAACUACAGAAACAUCAACCGGAACAACUUCCCAAACCAGAACUAACUCCACCACUACGACAUCUACCCCAACUAUUCCUGCAACUUCCAAACCCCAAACUAACUCCACCACUACAACAUCAACCCCAACUAUUCCUGCAACUUCCAAACUCCAAACCAACACAACCAACCCAAUGCCAAAUAUUCCUGCUACUUCUGAACCCAAAACUAACUCCACCAAUCCAAAAUCAACCACAACUAUUCCUUCAAGUUCCGAACCCCAAAUUAACACAACCAACUGGACACCAACGCCCUUCACUUCUCCAACUCCCGGACCCCAAACCAACACAACCAACCCUACGCCAACUAUUCCUGCAACUUCUGAACCCCAAACCAACUCAACCAACCAGACACCAACACCCUUUAUUCCUGAAAUUAUUGAACCCCAAACCAACACAACCAACCCUACGCCAACUAUUCCUGCUACUUCCAAACCCCAAACCAACAUUUCUGAAUCCGAAAAUAACAUUUCCGAACACCAAACCAAGUCAUCAGCUACUUCUUUAACCUCUUGUCUGAUAUGUUCGUACAUUUUUUGUAUACUGUUUUGCUAAUACCUGAUUUACAGCUAGGCUAGUACAGCCCUACUGGACGAGACCAAUGGGGAAGUGCCAGAAUAAAAAUAUAUGGAUGCAUUUCCUGUCUCAUAACAGUGAAAUUGUAGGUAUCUAGGUAGUUUGGGUUGCCUUAACCCGACCAUGGUUAAAUUAAUUGGAUGCCACAUGUUGAAAUCACAUUAAAUAUGUAUUUGAAAAUCUAACCAUCUAAUAUAUUGUAAUUCAAUGUAAUGUUUGAAAGAAUUGUAACCCGACAAUAUGAAUGAAAUCAUGUAAAAAUCAGCUUUUUUUUCCAAAUGCGUCUCAGAGAGCUUUAAAAUCUCAA
This is a messenger RNA of Gymnodraco acuticeps, 1560 nucleotides long. Its product is annotated as mucin-2-like. The record is from RefSeq and is a predicted model, not a curated record. The transcript is spliced from 3 exons. Lineage: Eukaryota; Metazoa; Chordata; Actinopteri; Perciformes; Bathydraconidae. Bases 126 to 1232 code for a protein of 368 amino acids.